AUGGAAGCCAGUAUAAACAAGCUAACGGUGGCAAAGACUACUAAAUAUCUGAGAAAAACAUCUAUAUCAUACACUUUAACUCAAGCACUUCCAUUAGGACUAAGACUAGCGCACAUAGACUCAACAAUACCACGUGAUUGUCCAUGGUGCCCAAACAAGCAACAAAAAUGGAAUAUUUUGUGA
Messenger RNA from Dentiscutata erythropus, 183 nucleotides. Lineage: Eukaryota; Fungi; Glomeromycota; Glomeromycetes; Diversisporales; Gigasporaceae. The record is from the annotation of a GenBank genome assembly.